Gastrolobium bilobum is the source of this 933-nucleotide messenger RNA. RefSeq lists its product as uncharacterized. The record is from RefSeq and is a predicted model, not a curated record. Gene Ontology annotation, molecular function: zinc ion binding; nucleic acid binding. The transcript has a single exon. Bases 1 to 933 code for a protein of 310 amino acids. NCBI's taxonomy places the organism in Eukaryota, Viridiplantae, Streptophyta, Magnoliopsida, Fabales, Fabaceae.
AUGGCUGAGGUGUGGAAUGCAAAGAUUGGGAAUUAUAGGGACAAACCUAUAAUGACAUUGUGUGAGGAAUUGAGGUGCUACAUAAUGCGAAGGAUGACAACACACAAGAGGAUUCUACAAACCUUUAGGGGUAAGAUAGCACCUGCACAGCAGAAGAGGCUGGACCAGUUGAAGGUUGCAAGCAAUUCUUGGACACCAACAUGGACUGGAAACUUGGUCCAAGAUCUCUACGAAGUAUCUGGAAAGGGUCAACGUGUUGGGGUGAAUUUAACUCAACAAACUUGUAGUUGUAAUGUGUGGCAGCUGACUGGAUUGCCUUGUGAACAUGCCAUUGCUGCCAUUGCACACAAGAAUGAACCUGUGGAAAAUCAUGUUCACCAAUGGCUGACAGUUGAUGUUUUGCAUGCCACUUAUGAACACACUCUCAACCCAGUCAAUUCCCAACAAUAUUGGUCAGCUUGUGAUGCCCCAAAACCACUUCCUCCACGCUUGAAAAGGCCUAUUGGACGUCCAAAAAAGCAUCGCAAGAAGGAUCCCACUGAAGAGCUUAUGAAGACCAACAAAAAGCUUAAAAAGACUUACACAGUUCAAUGCUCCAAGUGUGGUGAGACUGGUCAUUACCCCAAGACAUGUAAGGCACCUCCUGGUGGAUCAAAGAAAAAAACUAAACCGGUUAAUGUUGAAGUUGGCCAGUCAAGGACAGUUGAAGAAAUCAUCAUGAGCAUGAGUCAGGGCUGCCCUCCAGUAGAGACAAGCAGCCAGCAUGCACCAAAUGCACCUGAACCAAGAGGCAGCAGCCCACUACCAUGCAAUCCUGCUGAGGCAGUGAUCAGUGAGACAGCAGCUGCAGCUAGCAGUGGCACCAGAGCCAGAUUCAUGAGCUUCAUGACUACACCAGGAUUCAGGCCAACUAGGCCAGCCCCACAUAACUGA